Microdochium trichocladiopsis is the source of this 324-nucleotide messenger RNA. RefSeq lists its product as uncharacterized. The record is from RefSeq and is a predicted model, not a curated record. NCBI's taxonomy places the organism in Eukaryota, Fungi, Ascomycota, Sordariomycetes, Xylariales, Microdochiaceae. Bases 1 to 324 code for a protein of 107 amino acids. The transcript has a single exon.
AUGAAGCCUGUUGGUGUUAUCCGCGCUCUGGCGCUUGCCGGUGGACUUCAGUGUGCAGCUGCUGUCGCACUGCCGGAUGAGCUUUCCCCCACCAUCUCCCCGAUGCGCAGCGACAAUGACACAAUGACAAUCAUGGGCGGUUUCGCUCAGUCCUGCGGGAAAUACUGUAUCAAUCAAGUUUACACCAACCAGCUGAACGCGGAAUACCGGAGGUUGGACACAGUUUGGCAGGGCACGUACAUUUUCAUGUGGGAAGGUUACGCCAACCGUUGCGGAAAGCUGGUUGCAGACCGGGAUAAGUUACUGCUCCAGUCGAAUUGCUGA